This is a messenger RNA of Brettanomyces bruxellensis, 1854 nucleotides long. RefSeq lists its product as uncharacterized. The coding region runs from base 1 to 1854 and encodes 617 amino acids. The record is from RefSeq and is a predicted model, not a curated record. The transcript has a single exon. Gene Ontology annotation, biological process: RNA polymerase II preinitiation complex assembly; transcription initiation at RNA polymerase II promoter. Lineage: Eukaryota; Fungi; Ascomycota; Pichiomycetes; Pichiales; Pichiaceae. Gene Ontology annotation, cellular component: nucleus; transcription factor TFIID complex. Gene Ontology annotation, molecular function: transcription coactivator activity; protein heterodimerization activity.
AUGAGUGAUGAGUUCAAUCUCUUUGGGAAUAUAGGAGAUAAUCCACUGGGCAGCGGUGACCAAUUGGAUGCCCUAUUUAAGAAGUUGGAAGAGGAACAACAUCAAUUAAAGCAACAUUCAGGACCAGCUUCGAGCACAAAUUCCUUACUAUCGAAUAUACCACAGACAAUUGAAGAAUCACACAUUAGUGCAAGUCUACAUGCAUCAAUGAGGGUGGAAAGUACGCAUUCCUCUGGAGGUCCGAUUCCAUUUAAACUACAUCAUUCAAAACCUACUGAGACAAAGCAGGCAAUACAAAAAGUGCAGAAGGAUCAGGGCAAAGACAGAGGAGAACAACCAAAGAAAAAGCGCCACUAUAAAAAGCGGACAAAAAAAAAUAAGGGGAAGGGGGAGUUGGAUUUUGAUCUUGAGAAACUGACUACAGAUGAUAUCCUGAAUUAUAGCCCAGGUCUGCUUUUUGGAGACAAGCAGGAUUCACCUUCAGGAAGCAAUGGAAAUAUUCGAAACGCACUAUCAACAAGCACUGCAGAUGAAGCUGAUAUUCAAAGUUUUAUGCGGAGUCUUGAUCCGGACAAUGUAGGACUUGGGGAUUUACCAUUUUUGGGUUCAGGAGGUGUGUCUUCAACAGAUGAGGAGCCAAAACAUAAAAGAGGCCCCGGAAGACCAAGGAAGAAGAGAAAAUACACAAAGCACAAAAAAGACCCAAAUGCUCCCAAGAAGCCCAAGAAGCCCAGAAAGCCAAGAAAACCAAGAAAGAAGAAGGCAACUGAAAGUACUGGCUUUAAUGGUAUGAUGGACAGUACAGGCCUUGUCUCGCUGAAAACAGAAGAAUCCAGUUCGGAUGUUGCAUUAUCUCGGAGUGCAUCGGUUCUAGAGGAAAGCUCAGCGAAGGCGAAAAGUUCCAAUAAAAUUCGCAUUAACAUACCAGAGUCGUUAGACCAGGGAGCAUACUUCAAAAAUAAUAUGCACAUACACGGGUCCCAGUUGAGCGAAGCUCAGGCUCCUAAGCACAAGGAACACAAGAAGAAAAUAAAAUUACCGGAACCGGAAAAACCACAGCCACUUGACGAGAACGGUGUGCCUUUGGACAUGAUAGCCGGAAUGAAGUAUCUACAGACAAAGUUUGAGGCAUACAAAGAAGUGAACAUUGCAGAAAAGCUUCUUUCUAAGAAAAGAGAUGAGGACGAAGGUAUUGAGAGAGACGAUAAUGACCCCGAUGAGCCAGAGUUUGGUGACUUGUUAGAUCUCUUUGGUAUUAACCCGGAGGAGAUAUCCCUAGAUCUCACAUUGAAUGAGAAGAGGCGACUUCUUCUUGAGAGUAUGGACAAAGAGCAAAUGUCGCGGUAUGAAUUUUUCCGGAGAACAAACUUGAAUACGGGAAGUGUCAGGAGGCUUGUGAGUAGCACAAUAGGGCAGAGUAUCAGUACCAGUUUGGCAAAAAUUAUAGGUGGUGUGGGUAAGAUGUUUGUUGGCAACAUAGUAGAAAGAGCCAAGGAUGCUCAGAGAAAACAGUUUGAAAGCCAGGUCAUACAGCAGUUAAACUACAAGCGAGCAUUGAAGAAGUAUGAGAAUGCACUUCAACGGUUAAAGGCCGAGGGUGGAACCGAUUUUUCACAAAUCCAGAAACCUGGUCCCCCGCCAACAUUUUACGAGGAGUUACGUGAUCAGAGUAAGUUCCCGAGACGAAACCCAUACACCUAUAAUAACUUUAGGGUGAUCAUACCUGAUGCAAACACGCAUCUUACUGCCGAUCACAUACGUGCGGCAUACAAACUUUAUGGGCAGGAAACGUCUUACGAUAUAAAUGGAAGAUGGAGUCAGCAGGGGGGUGGAAAUGGCCUGUUGUUUCGCUGA